This is a messenger RNA of Limanda limanda (common dab), 1485 nucleotides long. RefSeq names its product inhibitory synaptic factor 2A. The transcript is spliced from 3 exons. Gene Ontology annotation, biological process: inhibitory postsynaptic potential. NCBI's taxonomy places the organism in Eukaryota, Metazoa, Chordata, Actinopteri, Pleuronectiformes, Pleuronectidae. The record is from RefSeq and is a predicted model, not a curated record. Gene Ontology annotation, cellular component: postsynaptic density. Bases 1 to 1485 code for a protein of 494 amino acids.
AUGGUGAGCAAGGAGGGUGGCAAAUGUAUGCUCACCAACUCAGAGUCUGACUCGGAGGCAGCCCCCUUGCCGUCCGCCUCGCUGGCACUUGAGGUGAAGUAUUCCCUGGAAGCCAGUCGGCAGGUGAGGAAGAGGAACAAGGCCCUGCAAGUGCGUUUCAAGGAUAUCUGUGAGGCACAGAACGAGCAAAGGGAGGCAGAGUUGCAGGCGGCGGGGAAAGGUGGCAAGCCCAUCUCAUACAAAGUGGCGUACCGCAAGUACAUGACUGUCCCUGCCCGCAGAUCCAUCCCGAACGUCACAAGGAGCACGGGCGUGCAGACGUCGCCUGACCUCAAGAAGCGCUAUCAGACUUUUCCGUUUGAGCGCAAAAAAGGCCACACCUACAAAGACGUGGCCGCUGUGGAAACUUAUAAAGGUCAGAAUAACGGUUUUGUCAUGGAGGUGAAGCAGUCCAAGGCUGCUGAGCAGGGUUUAGAUGAGGAGGAGGAGGAGGGAGCCUGCGGGGGGAGUGGAGUCCGGAGGACCAGGGCUCUGCUCCAUACUAAUGAGUGCAUUGCCACAGUGGAGCAGCACACUGCACCUGAUGGCCUGUGCUCUGACGCUCUGCUGCUCAGUUGCUCUGCAGACACAGACUGCCUUGCAGACACAUCGAGGGGAAGUGGAGCCGGAGCACAGGCGGAGUACCAGCUCUGCAGUGUCCCGUCGAAAGCCAGGGCAGGAUUACAACACAAGGAGGCCGAUAUAGGCUCGGUCAAGAGGCAGCUGCUCAAUCUGGAGGAGGGCUCGUCCCGAACCCUGCCGGACAGGGCCUCCAAGGUCUCGGGCCCCAUCUCCUGGAACUCCCUAACGCAGGUGGAGUGCCUGGACAGCCCAUCUGUGAGGAGCAAGCGGAAGAAAGGUCUCCAGCUCAACGGGCUGCAGAGUGAGACACUACCACGUUCCAGUAGAGGCUGCACAACACAGGCACAGUGCCACACAGGACAGCUCUCUGCUCGGCCUCUGAGGGACAUGGAGGAGCCUCUGUCGCCCUGCAGGGGUGGUGAGGCCGGGGGAGCACCGCCCGACCAAACACAGGAGGCCUGUAAGCAAAUAGUGCCUCUGAAUCCGGACAAGGAUGUUAAAGAACAGCUGCAGGCCAUGGAAAGUCUCAUCAGCUCCAGCCAGGAGACCAUCAAGGUGCUUUUGGGAGUCAUCCAGGAAUUGGAAAAGGGGGAGGCUCACAGAGAGGGACUCUCCUAUCGAACCGGACAGGACACGGCCAACUGCGACACGUGCCGGAACAGCGCAUGCAUUAUUUACAGUGUGGAGCUGGACUUCAAACAGCAGGAGGACAAGCUGCAGCCGCUCAUGAAGAGGCUCUACCCCACGGACGACCUCCACUUCGCCCCCCUGCCUUACCCCCAGGAGGCCUUCACCUCCACCCCCAAACGCAAGUCCAAAGCUGACUCCAAGAAGCACGCUCGCUGGAAACUUUGGUUCCUGUGA